This is a messenger RNA of Uranotaenia lowii, 13931 nucleotides long. Its product is annotated as solute carrier family 22 member 4-like. Gene Ontology annotation, biological process: transmembrane transport. The coding region runs from base 10990 to 12753 and encodes 587 amino acids. The transcript has 3 exons. Lineage: Eukaryota; Metazoa; Arthropoda; Insecta; Diptera; Culicidae. Gene Ontology annotation, cellular component: membrane. Gene Ontology annotation, molecular function: transmembrane transporter activity. The record is from RefSeq and is a predicted model, not a curated record.
AAAAGGGGGUCUGCGACAUUUUAAUUGGGUCAAAAAACUUGUAGCUAUUUUCGGUAACAUUUUCUAAUCUGGGUGGACAGCGAGAAAACCUUUUAAUGUCGCUCGCUUAUGCGAGCUUAACUAAAAGCACAAACGUUAUAGCACAAGAGUAGCAUACUUACGUCAACGGUAACACCUCGAAAGUCCUGAUUCAUGAGUGCCGUAUAUCACAUCUUAUCUAGCUAUGAUUAUGGAGCGUUUAUUACUACUUCCUUGGUUUCGCAGAGCAUUUUCUUACGUUUUUUUUUCCAAACUCACAUGAUGGUACCGUUCCUUAAAGCAUAAAUUUUCACACUAGAUGCUGCUGCUGAUCCUCCGCAAAACAGAACACAACAUUUUUCACUACUACUGGAAGGUACGUAGGUGUGCAUUUUUUCUGUAUUUAAAAUUUUCCCACCUAACUGGCUGUAACCCUAGACUCUAGACAGUUGCUAAGCCAUCGCCAUCAUGAAACUAUUUAUUCUGCUGAAUUGUGGUUUAUUUAGUGAGGCAGCGAGGGGUCCCACAAUGUUUUUCAAAUUUGAUUUCAAAAUUUUGUGAUCAAUUUAUAUGUAAGAAAUGGAAGAACAAACACAUACCGAAGGCUAUUGAUGCAGAAUUUUUCAUUUUAAUGAUACCCGUCCAAGGUCAUAAAAAAGUGUUCUAACGAGGGGUCCAACAUACCUGGAUAUUCGGUUUCGCCCAAGGGUCGCUUUCUGACCCUUGCUUCUAACGCCCUCGCUUGGAACGCGGGGUUUUAAAUGAAAUAAUUCAAACUUUGGUGCAGCCCUCUAGGUCCAAGGACGAUGAUGAUGAUGCUGUAGGGGCGGUUCUUUUAUGGUACGACCUGUUCUUACCUUUCAUUUUUAUGGUUUCUGCACCCACUGACGGGUGGGAAAACAUCUUCUCUUGCACACAUUUUUAAAACGUAUGCUGAGCUGAGCUUCAGAAGGUGUUUUCAUAUGGGGAAGGUGUAAAAUUGCAACACAGCUCGUGAGAGUUGUUCCGUUUGCAGCCAAUUUGUUUUUCUCGGAAUGAAAUCCCGAAUAGACUUGCACCGUGAAAAAACCAUGAAGUUUAUAAUCACAAUACCAUGAAUGUGAUGGUUUACACCAUGACUUUUACGAUCCACGAUACCGUGAAAACACAUUGAAGUUCAUAGUUUACGACCAUAAAUUUCAUCGUUUUGACGAAAAUAACCAUGAAAAAGGGGUAUUGUUAUGCAGCGUGACCAUGAAAAAAAUUACGAUUUCCCAUACAUUAGAAAGCUAAAAAAUAUAAAGUUCAUGGUGAUAACAGCUUCCAUUUUUUCAUGGUAAAACCAUGAAAAUCCGUAUAUUUCCAUUGUUUGCCCGGUGAAAUAAAAAUUCUUGUUCAGGGUUUGUAAAUGGUGGGAUUUUUUCGCUAGUUUUGGGUUAUGUCAUCAUCAUUAUAGAUUGCUUUUGCUUAACAAAUGGAUUGAGUUUAAUUUUUUACUAAACAAAUCUCUAUACUUACUCACUUUAUAACACGGAUUUCUCAUAAAACUGGAGAAACAUUUUUGGUGCUGUUUGCACUGCGGUCGUCCCGUUUUUCCAUAUGAUCCGUGUGAACAGCCGAGGCCUUCGGAAAAGUUUUUGGAAAUCUGAUCCAUGAAAACGUCUUAAUCUCCUGAAAAUAAAACGACAAGUCAUGUACUACUGUUGUUCAUUUUGAUUGUAGUUGAAACUUACCUUGAAUAACUUCGGAUACAUUUUCAACGAAAUAAUGAAUCACAAACCGAAAAAAAAUCAUUUAAAAUAAACCUGCACUCACGCGUAAACAAAAAAAGAAAAUUUUCACACUGACAACAAACCGUACACGCUCAUCUUGAAGUCCCAGCUAUCUAGGUAAUACAUACAGUGAAAUAUUAUUAAUUAACCAUCUAUUUCAUGGUUAUCGCCAUAUUUACGAUAAUUUCACAAUACAACACAAAUUUUACUUUUUGAAGGGAUCGAGAAUUAACAUUGUUUUUCAUUGUUAAGACGAAAACCAUUGUUAUUACAAUGUAGAACCAUGGUCUUGGUCUAUUCGGGAUUUAUUCAUAGGGCGAAUGCUCGACCAGCGGGAGGUCAGCGGAGUGCUGUUAGACAAUCCAGAUUACUAAACAUAAGUUUAUAGUUCAGAAGGAGACUGAUCAUUAGGAAGUUAGAAACAAAUUUUAAAACGAUUCAAAAAAAAUUUCAAGUUAGGGUUGAUUCUAUAACUUUUUUGAAGCCUGUUAAUAAAAUUCACAACUAAGAUACUUGAUUUGUUCCUUUGGGACAGUGCUUGGUUUCAGUGCUCGCUCUUGACAAAUUUGCAUAUUUUUAAAAAGAUUUUUGAGAAAUUAAAUAAAAAAAUCAUGAAAUGAAGGAUUGAUUAUUGAUAGCAUAUUUAAAGAAACAAAUUUAACAUUUUUCCGAAAUGCAAAAAAUUUUAAAGGUGAUUUUGACUGAUUUGAGAGGGCUAAAAAAAAGUUCGUGCAUUUCUUGGCAAAACCUGUGAAAUGUUACGAGGAAAUUGAAAAUAAAGGUUUUGAACCAAUAAUCAAUUUAUUCGGCUGCGAGCAACUUUGACUUCUAAGAGAAAGUUACAUAAGUUUUCUUUUCGAUUUUUUCCAGUUCUAGGAAAAUCCAGGAAUUUGACCAAAUUUCAAAUAAAUUUUGAACCAAAAUGAAUCUUUCAUAUUUUUGAAGCAAAUCGUUUUGCAGUCUUCUACAGUAUUGUUGAAUGAAUUAAAAUCUUUACUUUAAAAAAAAAAUCUUUAACCCUUUUUAAUGUCAGAAAUAGUCAGAUCAUUUUCAGCUGAAUUUUCUUAAAAUUACAUUUUUCUAAAGAAAAUUAUCUCUGAAACUAGGAAAUCUAGGCAUAAUCUAGAUCCUUCAUUUAAUAAUGGAUAAUAAAAAGCUUUAUAUUCAAUUUUUUAGUUUCAUAUACACAGUAAAUUUUUGUCUCGAUUUCCAGCAAAAACAAUUGCUGGAAAUAUUGCUGAAAAACCAGCAAUCGAUUUGUCAAAAUUGGAUCUUGUGUUAAUUUUCUAGCCGUAGCCAAAAGAAUUUUAUUUUUUCUAGUUCUUCAAAUUUGCCAGAAAAGUCCUACAUAGUAUUUGUCUCGAAAAACUUCCUAAAAAAGCGUCGAGGUUAGAUAUAUUUUUUCAAAUAUCCCAGUUGAAGUAGAGGAAAACUGUACAGAACGCACCAGUUAGGCAUUAAUACUAUUUACAGUGCAAAAACCAUGUGAGAACCGAAUUGAACGUUUAAGACGAUUCAGAGAUUUAUUUUAGGUCUUACUAAAAAGAAAAAUAACGAUAAAUACUCAAUUUUGAUUAUAUUUUUGUUUAAAACUAAACCAACUAAAGAACACACCUUGGGGCAGAACGCUGAAACUAGUGGACAGAACGCAUCUUACCGGAAGGGUGGUCAGAAAUAAAAUAAUGAUUAUAAGGAAUGUAAUGAUUGUUACAUCAAAUGUUUAGUCACAUCCCAAGCAACCAAAAGUCUCAUAAAACAGGUACAAAAACGCUUACUCAGCCCCAUCAUUAUUGGUAUGAAGUACGUUCUAUGCAGCUCAAAAUUUAAGUUAUUAUUAAUACUUUCAAGUUCAAGUCUUAAUGAUCUUCUUAAUGAUCUUCUAUUCAACUUCCAGCAGCCUUUUCAUUCAGCUUCCAAAAAAUCGCAAAAUGAGCAAAAAAUCUCUCUCUAUCUCAACUGAACCCUUGCCUUCUGUUCAUAUCACCUUCUGUUGAUUAUUUACUAUGUUCUGUACAUGGUGCCGCGCGCUGGAUUCCAAACUCGACAAAUUGCUCAAUUGAUUCUUUCCUACAUUUCCUACAUAUAUCACAUCAGAGUGAUCACUCAAUAAUUAUUACUGAAAAAAAACUUGCCCGGCUUGGGGAUCGAACCUCGACCUUCGUGGUGAAAAUUGAACACGCUACCACAAGACCACGCCUAGAUGUUGUUCUAACUGAAACUAAAACUCGAAGUGAUGAUUUAAUUUUGAAACCCCAUCAAUGCACUUUUUGUGACUUACCAAAUCCCGUUUUAGGCACUUUUGUGCCCUCUAUGUGACUUACCAAAUCCCAUUUCGAGCACUUUUGUGCCCUUUAUGUAAGUCCAGAAUAACGUACGUAUAUAUCACUUUUGCAACUUUCAAGUUUGUUAAUGAGUACGUAAAGUUCACUAAAGGGAAUUGGGCAGUUGUUUCUCUUUGUCAGCCAAUAUGUAACUUUCAAUGCCUUCAUUCAAGUGUGACUUUUGGUUGCCUGGGAUGUUCAUCGCAUUUUUGUAAAAUUAGCAUACUUUGGCAAAAAUUCAUUUGUUAUUGCUAAACGUAUCGAAAAUUUCGCUUUUUGAAAAAAACUAUUCGAUAUCCUUACAUGUACAUAGGUAAAACGCCUUCAAGUAGGCAACGAAAUUCAAUUGCUUGGCUGAUAUUCUGGGGGGGUCGUGGAUUUGGGAGUCAGCAAAUAACAAGAUUGACAUUAUGCUUUGAUAUUCCGUUUUCCUCAAAAGUGUAAAGCAUUCUGAAUUGAACCUGUUCUGGCGCGCAUUCUGCCCCAAUUUUGAUAAGAUUGUUUUUAGUUAAAAUUUGUGAAAACUAAAUGAAAUACUAAAGAUUCAAUACUAAGAAUUCAUCCGAAAGGUUUAUCAGUCUGCGCAUUUUGGUUUGCCAUAAAUCCUUAAAUGUUAAUCCACGAAAAAUAACAAGUUUCUCGCAGAUUUUAUUAAUCCUUCUGUUGCUAAGAAUAUAAGCCGAUUUAAUGAAAUUUUCACCUAAGAAACGACAGAGAAGCUUGUUUUCCGCAACACAAAUGAAGAAAAACAUCGUAGCCAUAAGUGGCGUAUUUAAAAAAAAAAUAAUGGCAUGAGCCAGCUUACCCCGCUGGUGCGUCUUAAACAGGUUUCCUCUAGUUUAUUAAUCUUUAUUUCCAGCCGGAAAACGACUUCCAACGGCAACUGGUGGGCCAAAACAUUAUUAAGGGCAGUAAAACAUUCAGAUUCUUCAUAUUACGUGUGUCUGCUAUAAAUAAAGUUGAUUAUAUCUAACAAAAUCAUUCAAAAGUUUUGAAUUUAGAAAAUUUGAAUGAUUACAACCAUACAUUGAACCGAACAUUUGAAGGUUUCUAGAAUAUAUUUUUUUUCAGAUUUAUGGUUUUCCAGCAAUUGAGUUUGCUGAUCGUUUCAAGCAAUUCAUAUUUCUGGAAAUUUUGCUGGAAAACCAGCGGGACAAAACAAUUAAAAGUUUCCAAAAUAUUCCAAAAUAAGUUAUGCACCAAAAAUGCUGUUCUCUUGUUGAAUUGAAACUAAUCUUUACUGUAUUUUUCAUAAAUUGCGAUUGAAAUAAUCACCUUUUUGGUUAAACUGGAUUAUAACGAUACAUUUUAAUCAUCACUGUAUGAGUGAUCUGGUAACUAUAGGUCGACGAUAUCAUUUGGUGUGAAACUUGAAACUAACUCUUUAAUUCAAAUUAUUGUUGCUGCAAUUUCUAGAGAUUUAACGUUCUGAAUUUAUAAAUCCGUAAUAUUAUAUUUUCGAAUCAAGUAAUUCGAUUUCUGUUUUUCGAAAGAUGUUUUUAAAAUGGAAAAAUGUAAAUCGGAAGCCAAAUGUACACUUAUUAUUUUGUUAAAUUUUUAUUUUUCGAGUUUAAUAACUAAUUUUUCAACGAUAACUGAUUAUGAAUAAAAAAUCUGAGUUAUUUGGAAAUUAAAAUGCUAUUUUUGGUUUUUCAAUUUAUAUUUUCGAUUUUUAUUCUGAAAUCAAAGUUUUGUUACAAUAUUUUGACUUUGAAUUUUGAAAAUACUUUAAACUACGAAAAACCUUCAUUUUUCAGUAUAAUGACGGCUCAAAUAAAAUAUAAAUGUUUUGUUUAUAAUAAUUCUUACUUUUUUUUUCUCAUUCUCAUAUUUAGUUUUGGACAUUUUGGUGAAAUAUGGAAUUCGAAGUAGAAUCAUUAGACAGGAAAGAUAGUACUGAUAAGUGGAAACGGCUAAAGCGCUUUCGAUAGAUGAAAUCGGAUAAUUGGAGAAAAUGUGAGCUGAAGCUUUUGUGUUGUGAACAUCUUUAAACUACUUGUGUGAUUAUUUAUUUUAAAUGCUUCUUCUUAUUUGAAAUUGUCUAGUCAGUUUAAUUGUCUUUUGAAAAGAAAAAUAAAGGGGGGUUUAAGAUGCUUUCUGUUAAAAUCGGGACUUGCAACCAAAAGUGUUUCGUGAAAUAAAGAUUUGAAAUUUAUUAAAAGGUUUAAAAAAAAAUAUAUGUAAAUAUUCUUUUUUUUUAGAGCAUUAGAAAUCCAUGGUCCAUGUGUUUUCGAUCUAAAAUUGCUAUCGAUAGUUAGGUCUAAACUUAACAUCAUUAUGAGUCUAUUUUCCUUUAAUUUAAGUCACUUUUCAAUGCUAAAUUUCUGACAGGAGAUACCCAGCUGUCCACUACAAAGUUCUUAUCGAUUUCUUCCACGAAAUUUUUCAAAAUUUCACGCCGCUAACGGAUCUACCAUUUUGCGCAUGAUUUAACCAGCGAAUUUUGAUUAUUUUAUCGGUGGUCAGCUUUUUCAUCCGUAAGAUACGCCAGCACUAAAUUUUACUUCGGAAGUCCGGACUUCCGACUUCCAAAAGACUUCCGACGAAGAAAAGUGAAGUACUAGAUUGUCGGAAGUCUGUGUUUUGUUGCCAGUUCACCAGCGACGUUUCUAAAAUUUUUAUUGAAAUUCACAAUAUUUGGUCUGGUUUUUGUUUGUUUGCUGAAUCAGACAGAAAAAUUUACUUGCUUUACCACUUCUCCAAUUGAAAGGUUCAGGUGGCGCUUUGUUAAACCCCUCACUUUGCAUACCUUCAUGAAAUUAAUCAUUCUUACUUUUAUUUAAAUUUUAGCUCACUGUUAGAUCCUUCUAGACUUCUAGAACGAUUUUAACAUUCAAUUGAAGUAAACUUUUGUUGCAUCAUUCAAAGAAAACAUUGAUUUCGUUUUGAAAUGUUUCAACAUCUUCGGUUGUUUUUAUUUUCAGAAAUAGUUUAAUAUCAUCGGCGUAUAUUAGGUAUUCAAUCCGUUUUAGAAUAAACGAAAUGUCAUUAACGAACAGUAUGAAAAGGAGAGAUCCUAAAUGGGACCCCUAAGGCACACCAGAGGUUACAACUACAGAUUUGGAUAAUUCGUUUUGGACACGAGGAUUUGUGUUCGAUCGGUUAAGUAUAUGAUUGUAACCAAGAGAGGAGAUUUGAAUGAAAGCCAUUUUUUUUUAAAUUGAAGAUUAAGGAGUAUGUCAAUGCGAUCAAAUGCUUUGCGAAAGUCGGUAUAAAUAGCCUCAACAUGAAUACCUUUGCUCAUUGAAUUGAUAACAUAUUUAACGAAUUCGAGAAGAUUCGAUACUGCAGAGCGUCCUUUGAAGAAACCGUGUUGUUUACUCGUUAUAAUAUUUUUUACUUGUAGAUAAUUUUUUUCAUUUCUUAUUGAUUCAAAGAGUUCGGGGAUGCAAGACAAAAUAGCUAUUCUUCGAUAAUUUCAUAUAUCUGAUUUUUUUCCGGACUUGAAAUUUUAAAUUGGAAUUUUGGAAUUGGAAAAGAUAUUUAUCCAAAAUUUGGGUACUUUUCUAUAAUUUAAAGACAUAUUAAAAUGAAUCAGAAAAGGUUCAGUCAAUUCGGUCGCCAAGUUUUUAAGAAAACAUGGGGGAAGUCCAUCAGGCCCUGCUCCUUUAGAGGCAUCAAGUUUUCUAAGUCCUUCGAAAACAUUAUUGUAAUCAAUUUCAUUGACUUGAAUGUCACACUCUAAAUCUGGAAUGACUGAAAAGUAUUCUCGAUCUCGGUCAAUCUCAGUAAAAGAAGUGUACACUUCUUGAAGAAAGUUGCAAAUGAGUUAGAAAUUUCCAGUGGAUUAUUCCCAAUGUUUCCGUCUAGUGUCAACUGAGUAGGAAAGUUUGAAUUUUUCAUCUGCCUUCUAGUAUAGCCAUAGAACGCUUUUGGGUUUUGUUUAAUAUCAUUUUCAUUUUUCUGAUUGUAUUUUUCAAAAGAAUUUUUCAUACAUGAAUUGAGCUGUUUGCAUACAUUUAUAUAAUUUUGAUGAUUUGUAACCCUUCUAUCACUUCUGUAGACUUUAUGAGCUUUCCUAUUUUGUAAGUAUUUCAAUUCGUUGUUAUACUACACGGAAAAAAAUUGCAUGGGUUUUCUAAAUACAGGAUCAUGAUAAUUUUACUAUGUCCACGAUCUAGUGUUUUCUACUACGAUUUAGUAUUUUCUACCAGAAAUCUGGUUUAAAGUACUACAACAUAGUAUUUUUACUAUACGAACUUUGACAGCUCAUAGUAAUUUUCCCGUAUCUAAAUUACCAUGCGCAUGAUACUUAGAUAUUGCUCGAUUUGUGUUCUUCCAAUUACUAUGCGCAUGGUAAUCGUCUUUUGUGAAGUCGGAAAUAAUCCAUGGUAAAUUCUUCAUUGUGCGCUUCGUUUGAAUGUGUUUUGUUUUCUUUUCGGUCGUUCGUCGCGAUUUAGGAACGCGAACAAGCUGUCCGGCGCGGGUAAAAUUGUAUGUGUUUAGUUUAACAAUCAAUUUGUGAUCAUAAAGCUGCCUUCCACCCGGCCAACUCUCGGUCCCGGCUCAAAUCGCAAAAAAAAAAUCUACUGGAAGUGCUGGAGCCGGAAGCCGAAUUUUAUUCAUUGGCACUUCGAUUUCAAGAGGCACUUGCUCAAGUCCCAGACCCCCACCCCGGAAGUUUAUCAUCGAUGGCCAAAAGGAGUUCCGAAACAUCCCAAAUCGGUAUGGAAAAAAAAUCGAGAUUCAGCGGUAUAAGCGUAAGUUGAAAUAAUUAAUAUCAAUUUGCCCACUAAUUGAUUUUUAUAAAUUUGUUUUCAGAAUAUUCCAAUUAAUCAUCAGAUGUGAUUCGGUCCGGCGUACUGUGCUUCACACGAAGAAAAGUUAUGUAAGUGAAACACUACUUAUGAAAUAAAAACGUGAUAUGGAAAAAUUGCAUUUUCAAUUAAAGGGCUCAAAAUAUCACAAUAAUUAGUAAAAUCGAUUAUGCUACGAGAUAUUCAUACCAUGCUUCAUGGUAAUUUUACUGUUUGGAUCGUGUUAAUAUGCUUGUUUCUAUCAUAACACAUACUAUUUUCAAAAUUGAACAUAUUAAUUUUACCAUGCAUGAUGUAAAAAAUACUCAUGAUUUCAUUGACAAUUUUACUAUGAACGUAGUCGAAAUUACUAUGCGCAGCCAAAAUUAACACAAAGUAAAAUUACUAUGUGCAUGGUAAUAUCAAGAACAAAACAUUAUUGACUCAAAAAUAUGGUUGCGUGUUGUUCGUUUAAACCACGGAUCUAGUAAUUUUACUAUGCUUUUUUUUGUGUGUAGACAGGUUAUUUAGAGCUGUAGGACCGUCUUUUAAAUUUUGAAGGUACAUCACUGUUUAUUAGCUUAAUCAUUAUGUUAUAAAAGGUUUCAACUGUUGUAUCAACAUUUCCUUCAUGUUUCAAUAUACUUGACCACUCUAUGUUAAUGAGUUCUAGUUUCAAAAGUCCGAAGUUCAAAUUCUUAUAGUCUGGCAUUUCCUAACCACAUCCUCACCACACCACAUUUAUCACAUGAGUUUGACCGCAUAGUUGAUUUCCAGCUGUUUUGAGUCUCUCAAUGGGAUUUGGGUGACUGUCGGUCCAGUUUUCACGCACACGUCAUUCUAUGUUUGUCGAUUGUUUAUUAUCCGGCUCGAAGGACCACAAUGCAUUGCAAUGGUAACUUGAGACCUCUGAUUUGGAAUACCUUCAACUUAGGUAGUUAAACGGGAAAAAAGUCGAAUAAAUUUGGCAAACCCUUUGACUCUUUGUCAAUGAUAUCUAGACGCAAAUGAACUACUGUUCCAUGAAAAGUACACACCUCACAUUUGUGUUGAAAAUCGUUCACGCAGAUUCCUAGACCGGUAAGUAGCGCAUCGCACUGCAUUUCAAACUUAACCGGUGAACCCUCUUAAUAAUAUUUGAUUCAUAAUAGCUACGAGACGCACUGCGAUAUGGUAAAUGUUUCCGAAACGCGUUUCUCUCUAAAAACUACCAAUUUAUUAACAGAGCAGCAAGUGAUUGCUCGCCUGCUUUGAUGUGCUCGCAUCGAGAGAUGAUAGAAAUAAAGAUGACAGAACUGUGAUUAAAAUAUUGUGAGCCGUAUGAGCUUAUGCAGGUUGUCGGCGGCAAUGGUACAAGUAUUCCGAAGGGAUUAUUGGCAUUAAUCUAAAGAGAAUCCAAAUUACAAAAGUUUAACAACUGUUGAUGUUAUUUUUUUGGUUAAAAAAAGAUCAAAAACUUGCAAAUUAUUUUUUUUUUAUCUCAAAUGUUUAAGCCGUUAAAAUAUUGUUUGAGGUAAUUCCCAAAACUCACCAACGAGUGCAGUUGACAGCUUUUAAAUUUCAUAACUUUUCAUUUUGAAGACACACUUAAAAAUCUGUAAGGUAUUACUUACUAUUUAUCACAUAAAUUCCUCACAAAGUUCUUGCAACUGAUCCAGUGAUUUUAAGAAUGCUAACUUAAAAUUAUUGUCAAACAUCCAAAGGAAGUUCUUAAUUGAUUUUUUGAUUUAUCAUAUCGAUUGCCAUGCGAGAAAAAAAAGUAUAUCAACAGUGUUAAACUUCGAAACCAUGACUGACCAACAACUGAUCGAUGGACUUUGGGAGUCCCACUUCAUCAACUUACUUGGGGUUAUUCCGAUCUCAUUGCUAUUACAUCAUAUUUUAAGCUCUACAUAAUGGGAGAUACUGUACUUUUGGAGGUUGAUUUAUUGCUUCCACUGCUUAUGUUGACGAUUUUGGUGGUUCACAAAAAAAUAGAUGUAAUAAUUAACAUUUUUAUGAAUAAAAGAUACUCGUUGAAAGUGAUAAAAAGACAUUGAAUCAUUGAGAGUUUAGACAAAUCUGCCGAACUAUUCUAGGUGUGUAGAUUAAUUUUUUUUAACCUGGUGCUUAUGUGACUUAUUGAAAAAUUCAAAACGGCAUUAUCCGCAAAACGGUGAAACCAUGGCAGAAUCGGGGCAGGAUACUGAUGUUGCGUUCGAUCGGAUUAUGGAAAUGGUCGGUGACGCCGGACCUUUCCAGAGGAGAUACAAUUUGAUCUUCAACACGAUCGGCGUCGUCUUCUAUUCCAUGAACAUGGUUAACGUGAUGUUAGUGUUGGCCGUGCCGGAGCAUCACUGUUUGGUCCCCGGGAAGGAACUGUACAGCAUCAUCGAUAGUGAACGGUGGUAUAAUCUGACCCUUCCGAAAACAAUCGACAGUCGUGGUGAGGUCGCCUACGAUUCCUGCACCAUGUACAACGUUUCGCGAUAUCCACCGAGGACCAACCCAGCUCGAAUGGUGUUCGGUAAAAAGGACAUCAUUCCCUGUCAACGAGGUUACUGGUACGAUCGGCAGUAUUACGGUGAAAUUCCGGUUACUCAAAAGAAUUGGGUUUGUGAAAAAGAGGUUUACGGAGUCAACAUUUUUUCCAUCACUCGCGUAGCCGAAGGAGUCGGUACGUUUGUUCUGGGACAGAUGGGCGAUCGGAUAGGUCGGCUUCCGAUUUAUAUUUCCAGUAUACUGUUGACUACCUUUAGUCGAGCCUUCUCAGUAUUAACCUUGGAUAUCUACUGGUUGUAUGCCGUGCUCGUAGGCCUUGGAAGUUUCGUGAUCAACACUGCCUUAUCAUCGUCACUGAUUGUGCUUUUAGAAAUCUCCCGAGGAGAGAGCCGAGGCACCAUUUCUCUGUGCCAACUGUUAGGAUACACCAUAGGCAAUUGCUUGGCACCGAUGAUCUUGUGGUGGUCCCGUGAUUGGGUUUGGUUCCUGCUGAUUACCAGUGUGCCCUGUGUCGUGUUUGUACUUAUCCCUUGGUACUGCAUCGAGUCUCCUAGAUGGUUAGCAACCCAGGGUCAGUACAAAAGAUGCCUACAUUAUUUGAAGAAAAUUGCAAAGGUGAAUAAAAAGGAUUUCCAACUGACUGAAGCUGAUCUUCGUGAUGAGCUGCCUGCACAAAAGGUUGCAAAGACUUACGGAUUUGUAUCACUGUUCAGUGGAUGGCACAUGACCAAGAUAUCCUGUCUGUUCAUCAUAAGUACUAUUUGUAAUUCAAUUCCGUACUUCUGCCUGUUUCUGAUAAGCUUACAAAUGGAUGGCAAUCCUUUUUUCAACGUGUUCUGGCAAAGCCUCAUUGAAUUCCCUGCAUAUUUUUGUGGUCAAGUGUUGUGCGACAGGAUUGGGAGACGAUUUUCAACUAGCGUGGCGUAUCUAGGUCUAGCCUUAACCUGCAUUCCCGUGGUGUUUAUUAUUCAGCUGCACAACGUUGAAUUAGCAGUGCUGGCAUUCACCGUCAUCAUUAAGUCUUUUGUCUGUAUAGCGUAUUUCGCGCUGUACCUGCUGUCACAAGAGAUGUAUCCUGUCUUUCUGCGGCAGACAGGAACUGCGUUUUUUGUCGUCAUCAGCAAAAUCUUCGGUGUCGUCAGUCCCUACGUAGUCUACUUGGGUACCAAUUAUGAUACUCGAUUACCAUUCAUUGUAAUGGGAUUAAUCGGCUUGAUUGGGUUUGUCUCUAGCAGCUGUCUACCAGAAACACUCCACCAAAAGCUACCGGAAACGAUGCAAGAGUGUCGACGGUUCGGAAAGAAUCAACGCUUUUGGUCAUUACCACGCAGACCUCGGAAAGACGGAGAGCGGCAACAGGACGCUAAAGGAAGCUACGAGACGGUGAGUCAACAGGAAACACUUGCACAAUCCGAAAAAGAGGAACGAAGUAGUGCUCAUGACUGAGGGACAAUAAAUCACAGUGUGGAAGAAUUAGUAAUUUUUUUGUUAUAUCACAUCAUAUUCUUAUAUUUAUAAAUUAGGAUAGGAUAUAAACAUAACACUUCGAUUUAGAGUGAAACAAUGUCGACUGGCGUACUUGAUUUAUGAACCAGCUGGAGAACACCCCCAAUUGGUGUACAUUAGACUGCCCAAAAUUUGUAUGGGAAAUUCAAAACUUGUAAAAUGUUAUGCACUGCACGCUAAAAUUGAUCCUAGGCCUAGUGCAAUAUCUCAUACCAAAGGCCAGAUCGGAUCACGGGAAAGGGUCGCUCAACGAGUCUGAAGUUUGUAUGGGAUUUUCGGGAAAAACUUGAAAAAAAAAGACGGGAACCAAAGCUAUUGAUGAAAAACUGUUUUUUCAUGUUUCUCCUGAAUAAAAUGUCUCGAAAUCUCAUACAAACUUCAGGCUCCUUGAGCGACCCCUUCCCGUGAUCCGAUCUAGCCCAAAUUUGGCGUUAGAUCUUGCACUAGAUCUACACACUAAGAUUGCUAAUUUUCCCCUCGGGAUAAUGACUCUCCGAACAACAGGGAAAUAGCUGAAUUUAUUCGAAGUUCGUGUGAGAACCCUUCCGAAUCUUGGGACGCUUAGUUUCUCCUGAAUUUCGGGACAUAAUUUCAACGAAUGCACAGGCACUCUAACAAUCGUCCUGUAUUGCGGUAAAAUUUCUACUGUCAAAAGUUUUCUGUGGAUCCAUCCUUUUCUAUCUUAUGCGUAAUCUACCAAAUGAUUUUCCCUUUUAAACUAAACUAAUAGUCGUUCGGUUGAAAUAGCGGUAGUUGCAGAAAGCCUGACGGGUAAGAACCAACUUAUUGAGGAAUUUGUUUUCGCAUCGUUCUAUACCGAUACCGAUGAAGCCAAUUUUGACUGCUUGAAAUGUUGAGUGCCGAUGAUACCGGUGAAGCCGCCGCUGGCUGCUGGAGAUCUUUACAAAAUUAGGCCACCAGAGGACCUGACGAUUAGAUUAAAUCCGCUGAGAUCAGCAGCAAAUUAUGGCGCUGGAGCAGGUUAGUAUGUUAAAUCAAUUUGAAGUGAUUGAAAGCUGAGAUUUGCAUGUUGUUUGUUUUCAGGUCAACCUAAUAAAAAAUAAUCAAUCUCUAGGAUUCGCAGCAAAAGAAUUUUGUGUAUACAUUAAAAAUUUAAA